AUGAAUGAUUUGAACUCUUCUUUGAUAUCAUGGCUUAAAUUAACAGGAAAAAUAGAAGAUGUUAAUGAUGCUUUCCAGGAAUUUGUUGAUUACUAUCCUCUAAUUGAAGCAUUUCAUGAAUUAUUUCCGGAAAUAGAACUUGACGAAGAUAAUGAAGCAGCAUCAUUCAUGAAAUAUCUUGUAGAUAAUAGACCAUCAAGCUUUUUGCCAGAACAUGAUUUUGAUUAUCAAAAUUUCAUUGAUUGUGAUUAUGAUUUAUUCGAAGACAUAGUUAAGCAAAUAUUAUGGAUGAUGAAGGAUAGGAAACCAGCAAUACUCCAAGACCAAAUCAAUAAAUUGCUCUCAUUUCAACAAGAAGAUUUACUUCGAUUCUUAAAGUCAUCAAAUUCAUCAGAAGAAAAGGAAAUUCAUAUAAGUAGCAUUAGAGAUUAUUGCAGAUCACUUGAUAAGAAAAUAGAAAUCGAAGAAUCUAAAAAUUAUUUGAAACAAACAAUUACUGAUCUUGAAAAGAAAAUCUCAGAACGAGAAGGCAACCUAAAUAAAGAAAAAUCGAUAGAAGUUACAGAACACCACCAAAAAUCUGAAGAAAUUAAAAAUAAAAAUGUUGAAUUACAAAAAGAAAUCCAAAAAUUACGCCUUGACGUAGAUAAAGAGACAAAUGAGCAUAAAAAUAACGAUAACAUGCAUAUAACUCGAAUGAACAACGCAUUAUCCGAAAAAACAGAACUUACUCGAAAAAUUGAACAAAUGUCUCAAACUAAACAAGAUGAGAUAAAGUUAGAUAGUGAAUACCGUGCUAUUUCCAAAGUAUUGAACGCAUCUCUUGAGCAAUUAACCGAAAUUCAAAAUCAAAAAGAGAUUUUAGCCAAAGAUUAUGAAGGAGAGAAACAGAAAAUUGACGAUUACCAUGAAAAAAUUAAUAAUUUGAACAAAAAGAUUCAAGAUUUGAAUGACAAGAUCCAAAAUAACAAAAAGACUUUAGAAACCGAACUUUAUCAUGGAGAAACUUCAAAAAUGUUGAAUUAUUUGACCGAGCAGAGAAAUCUCAGAGAUUCUCUACUUGAAAAGCUGAAAGUACUUAGAAAUCAGCUCACAACAAGCUACGGAGAAGUUAGUAUUAUAAAUAAGUAA
Trichomonas vaginalis G3 is the source of this 1131-nucleotide messenger RNA. RefSeq lists its product as uncharacterized. NCBI's taxonomy places the organism in Eukaryota, Parabasalia, Trichomonadida, Trichomonadidae. The record is from RefSeq and is a predicted model, not a curated record. Bases 1 to 1131 code for a protein of 376 amino acids. The transcript has a single exon.